ACUGAAUGUACUGUACGCCCGGUUUUGUAGUUUCUUAUUGCUUCUACAUCAGAACUGAAACCAAUAAUUAUUGUAUCUGCUGCGUAACAGGGUUUAAGUAACUCCAGUGACACGCAUAAAUAUUCAUUGUAAAAAUGAAUAACUCUGCUGCAAAGGUUGGAGAGAUAUUUCGGGAGGCCGGUACAGCUUUUAACAAGCUUUCUGAAAUGACUAUGCUGUUACAUCCUGUUGGUGACUCGCAGCCCGGAGGCAAGUGGACAGAUGAGGAGAUAGAAAUGCUCAGGUCUUGUGUACACCGCUUUGCUGUGGACCUCAAUAAGCUUAGCCAGCAUAUCAAGAAUCGGACUGUAACACAAAUCCGUACUACUCUAAAGAAGAAGGCUUUUGAAGAUGCAGGUAUACCUGUCAGGCAGGUAAGCAGUACGGUGACCAGCCACAGCCAGCCUCCCCAACCGCCUCAGGUAGCCACUCAGUCUCCACUCAGAGCCCUCAACCAACAGACGGUGUUAGGAAAAAACGCAGAGGUGACGCUGAACAUGCUUAACGCCUCGGAGAACGAGGUCGACGUGGAGGGGCUCAGCGGCGACGUGAAGCUGGAGUUCGAGGCCAGCACCGAGGAGGUGGCCACCUGAAACAUGUUUGGGUUUUCCUUCUAUUAAGCAGGAAGCCUUCAACGCACCCCAAUAUAGACUGUGUAUACAAGACAACCUUUAGUACCAAUCGCGUGAGUCCACCUACUCCGUCCUAACUUACACCUUAUCUGAUAUUGUCUUACUGGCGGCUUCGUAACUCAUAACUUGUAUUAUUCUUUAUCCAUAGCAUAUAAUGGCUGUUAAAAUUGUUAUUCAAACUGCAGCAGCAUUGUUAGUACCUAAACAACCGUAUUUCAUCAUCGUAAGUGGCUCAGUUAUUUUCGGUUAUUGAUAUCCUAUUUCCUAGGAGUGAUGUACUAAAUAUAUUUGGGCAUGCUAUGCUAGUGAAUACUAUGCUGAAAAGCAGUACCAUGUUGCAUUACGCGUGAGAUUUGGCCGUGUACCUAUAUAGCACAAUCGAGAAAAAAGUCGAAAUCUCUAGAACAGCAUUGAAAUAUAUUAUUAUGUACUUAUUUAGGAAUGUAUCGGAACCGCCGCCAUCUUGGAAAAUUUGUUUCGUCCUUUAGAAAUUCGAUUGUGCUGUUAAAAACAUAGACCAAGGGCCUAUUGCAUAAUAAAAUACAACGUAAUACUAAUAGUAUUAGCUUGUAUUUUAUUAUGCAAUAGGGCCCUGAUGUCCAAUGCCGGAUAGUUUUAGUAGGUACGUAGUUGUAGGUUUGCCAUUGCCUUUUUAAAAAGAUUAUGUGAACUAUGGACGCUACAAUUCAAAAGUCCACCUUGUCGGGGUUGUCUUAAUUGCGCACUGAACUCAUUGUAAAUAAUAUGAAGUGUAUCUAAGGGGCGUGCGUUAGAAACCAAAAGACUGCUUCAGUGUUAGUGUAUAAGUAAUUAAAUAAUAUGGUGUGCGUUGGUGACCAGUUCAUAUCGGGUGACGUGAAAUUCUAAGGCACGAAAAAGUGAAAGUGCACCAUGAAAAUAUAAAUAAUGUGAAAGAGUGAGCUGUGAGAGAAUCGGGAUCUCUGCGGGCUUCAAAGAAACGGAACUGGUUUAUGGACUUCCUGAAGAACCGGUAAUUGUGUGUAGGUACAGUCAGCGUCAAAUAAAUUGUGUCGGCUGAGCGGCCCAAAUGUAUCGGAAGUACGGAUUCGGAACCCAUGCUUAUUUCUGUGGUAAUGAAGGUGUGUUAUAGCCUAUAGGUACUAAUAGGCCAAUUUGGUCGUCAUUGUUUAUUUGAUGCUGACUGUACUAAUUUUAAGUUAGUGUCAACGAUGAAAAGUAUGUAACUAUUUAGCGUUUUCUGAAAAAGGAACAUGGCAUUUUGUAACGUUGAAGUGCAUGAAGCAAAAUCUUAUUUGCGUAGCGUUAUGACAUUACAUAUUCAUUCUUCUCACCUAUGUCCUCAUAAUUCUGAAAAAAAUGUUAGUAUCACGUUAAAUAAUGCAUUCAAGCAUAUAUUAUCAGAUUGAUGUCAUAGAAUUAAGUUAAUUGUAGUUAUUACGUUAUAAAAUGAAAUAAAUGGCCUGACGUAUUCAUUUUAUAUGUUGGUGUAUCCCGAAUUUUGAGGCACGUCUGGCUUUGGCUAAUCAUAAAUAUUAUACAGUUUGACUUGUGAAAAAGAUACAAAACUAGUAGGUAACCUAGUUUGACCUUCGACUAUACUCCGUUCCAGUUAACAUUAAACUGUAGAAGAUGACAAGAUCAGGGUUUCUACAGCUUUUCUGAGUAUCUUUGCUCAUUACAAUAAUGAUACAUUUAAAAUGUUAAUCAAAUAAAACAAAAACAAUAUGCUGUCAUGACAAAAUAGUUCUUUUUUCAUAAAUGUAACCUACUUAUUUAAUUAUUAUGGACUUUCGGCACCAUUAUUUCCGAAAGCAUUCACUAAACCCUAAACCACAUAUUUGUUUUGUAAGGCGUAUGUAACGUCAUCACAUACCGCAUAUGGUUGAAGCGAAAAAACCUUAUUGACUAAUAUAAAAAAAAAUAGUUAAGAAUCAUGGCGUUAAUUUUUUUGCAACUAGGUACGAACAGUUGUUUACCUCUGCCUCUUUGGAUGUGCAUAUUAUAUGGGAACUUUUUUUAUUUAGUUAUAAUACAAGAAAAAGUAGCUACAAUUACAUGUUUGUAAAAUAAAUAUUUAUAAAAUAUUUUAUGUGAAAUAAUUGGUGAAAGUAUUUUCAUCUCGAAAUUAAUUUAAUGAUAUCUACUUAUUAAAUGACAUUGCUUAUCGAUUGACUUGUGACAUGAAGAAUUAUAUAAAAGAAUGUUAUAUGUACAUAUAAAUAACCAUUUUUCCUCCCGCCUAAUCCUAUCUGGAAUGGAGUAUACCUAGUAAAUUCCCUUAGUUACCUACUUGCACAGUCAAUCCUAGUAGAAACGCAAAACGGUCGCAUAAUUAUGUAGAUAUUAAGAAUAGAGUUGCAACGGAUGGUUAUUUGGCCGGAUACCGGAUCUUCGGCCUGGCCAUCGGCCGAAUAUCCAGUAUCCGGCCGCCUAAUAUUCGGCUGGCGGAACUAUACCUACAUUUUGGUUUUUCAGGUGCGCAUUCUGCAGGUUUGACCUGUUUCCUAGUGAACGUUCUCGCGGACACAUUUCUAGGUUUAAAUGAGUGCGCGUGCAAAUCAGUGGAAUUUUUAAAUUGUUUUAAAAUAAUAAACAAGUACGAUUAUGAUCAAGACUGUUUCUUAAAUCCAAUUAGUCUCCGAAAUCAAGCAAUGUUACUAUCCGGUAUCCGGCCGGAUAGUAAGUCACCGGCCGGAGUUUAAAAAUCAUGGCCGGAUACCCGAUAGUAACCGAAUAUCCGGUGCAUCUCUAAUUAAGAGCCAUUUUAUGUUUAAGACAUGUAAGCGUUUUUUCCGGUCUUAGUUACACAUGGAAACUAAUGAAAUAAUUUUAUUCUACUGGACUUAGUAUAAAUUAUUUUAUCAUGAGCUUAUUGUACCCAUAUUGUAUGAGGAAGUAAAUGUAAUUGAAUGUAGAUUCUUAAGAUUUAUAGGUAUGUAAUUGUAUUAUAGUUUGGCUAAGGAUGUUGUACUAACAAUUUGUUAUUAUGUAGUCUUAGAGCAUUUAGUAACUGGAAACCUUGUCUGUCAUUUUCUGUACAAACCAGUCUGCCGAUUUUUGCGAGGGAGGGUCACGUCAAAUGUGGCUAUUUGUACGUAACGUACAAAUUAGCGUAACGUCAGAUAAACGUCAGUCCAUACAAUACUUUUGUAUUGUGGAAAGUUGUCGGCAGAGGGGUAAGCUGUUAAAAGCGACUCUGGUUAUUAAAUGCUCCAAGUGUGUAGUCCAUUAUCGUAGCUAUUAUAUAAAACGAAGACCACUUGGCAGCCCAGGGUUGUGUGCAACCCCGGGUAUCCGGCGGCAUGGAGAAACAUCAUAGUCGUGAUAAAAAUAUCAUGUAUAGAUAGGCAAUAUGUACAGAUGUAGUGCAUACCUAACAGUGGCGGCGCAUCAAACAUAUCCAUAGGCAAGCCGGAGCUAAUUUUGCUUACAUAUUUCUUUUACAACUCUGCUCAAACGUCCAAAACCACUAAAACCAGGCAAGCCGGUGGGAAUCGGCUUUUAUGGACACGCCGCCACUGAUACCUAAUCCUUUACGUACGUACGUGUCAUGCCAUUUGAGUCAGCCUCAGUACAGGGGCCAAAUUCGACACGUACAACUGUCAGAUUUCGCAUCCACGUCAAAUCAACAGUUGAUUUUAUCGCAUACUGAGUUAUGAUUCCAUCAACGGUGGAUAAUAUCAUUUGGUACAACCAAAACUCCACUCUAAACUAAGGGUGGUUCGGUUUGGUUUGCUUGUCACCUUAACUGUGGAUUGUUAAUGUCAAAUUUUUCUACAUUGUACGUAUUCGAGAACUUAUGAUUUUUCCCACAUCAACGGGAUAUCAACACGAUACGUCAAACGUCGCUUGUCGAAUAGGGGUCCUGAAAGUACUGAGGUUGACUGAAGUAGCAUGUAACGUUUCCAAGAAAAUACGAUGAUCAAAGAUUAUUCACUACAUCUGUAAUCGAUGACUAGCAUUACUACUAACAAAUAGGAACUUUAAAAAAAUCGUGUGUAACAAUUACAAUGGUCGUGGUCGGUUCAGAAUUUUAGCCUUCCUUCUAUAAUUUACUCGACGCCGGUCUUAAUCUGAAUAGCUACUUAUUAUUGAAUUUAAUAAGACCUUACCUUAACACCUUAUUUUAACAUUUUAAAAUAAGAUGUAGUUACGAUACUGUAAUCUUUCUUGAUCAAACCUAAAUCUAAUAAGGCCGAAACAAAAUGACUGAAUACCAGCUGCAUCUUGUGCGAGCGCGCAGCCGAUGUGCAGCCUCAUUGCAAAUGGUUCAUAUGUAUUUUUGUACCCGCCGUAACCCAUAAGGGAUCAUUUAGACGGCGCGCGAACUUGCAUGCGAUUCUAGUUAUAGUCAGACCGAGAAAAGUCUGCAGCGACUUUGAUAGCCUACGAAGUGCAAGUGUCAUUUCAAACGUCAAACUUCUAUGAAAUUAUGACGUAUUAAUAACACUUUCAGUGCGAGGGCUAUCAAAAUCGCUGCACUCUUUUCCUCGUGUAACUCUACAUUGCAGAACCAUUAAGGUAACAUCAAUUCUGAUGACCAAAUGUGACGUUCCACUACAAAAGGUACCUUAUGGCGGCCGGCGCUUACGUCGCAUAGCGCCGCAAUAAUAUUGAAGCGGCGUUAAUAAUAGCGUAAGCGCCAAUCGCCAUUAGGUACCUUUUUCCGUGGGACGUCACAAAUAACACAUAAUAGUAAGAAUGACAUAUAUCUCAAUAUGAAUUCACUUAUUGGGGAACUGGUUAGUACGUAGGGCAUGAAGUGUGAAUAUUAUGAAUAGGUACAUGAUUGAAAGAACCGUAACGUAAAUAAUGUUAUUUUAAGUAAAUAUAGACACAAUAAUGUGUUUCCUUAGCAAACUUUUCUAAACCUGUAUGCUUCCUGGAAAGUUCCUCAGGCCUAGUUCUAGCUACUAUUAUCAAUGACAAUGUGGGAAUUGGUGUAUAACUUUACAGCCCCAAAUCCCAUAGCAACAUUUUUUUUAAACCGUUUCGGAUGUUUAUAUAAUCAUAGCCAUUUAUAGCCAUAGAACUUAUUAAUGACAUUUGAGAAGUGUAUUUUUCAAAAGGGCUUAUUUCUCUAAGAAUGUUUUGUAUAAAACAAAGCCAAUUUGAAGAGAAAUACUCAUAUACUCGUAAUAGGAUAUAGUCUGUCUUGCUGAAUUAAAGACAAGAAUAAUCACUCAUAUAAAGUCCAUUUUUUUAGCAUUAGAAAGAACUUCGCAGAAGUAAGCUUGUGGUUCCAAAUCCGGCACUUUUAGCGGUAAUCCUUUGAAGUAAAUUAUAUGUAUUGACCAUGCUACAUUAGAUAAUUCAAUAAUUAUUAACAAUUAAAGAGCCUGAUAAAAACUGCACGCUUGCUUCUGUGGAGUUCUUUCUAAUGCUAAAAAAAACGAAACAAUAGAAGACUGACCGUCGCCGUUCUCAGGUAUUACCACCAACUUGUUAGCUAUGGCAUAGAGAAAUAUAGUAAGAAUAGUGCUCUUGGCGCACUCCAUACAUCAGUUUUGGUACCAAACAGACUAUUAUUUUCGUAUUCGAAAUCUAGCAUCGAGUUGCGUAAUUAUCAGAGUUGCGUAAUUAUCAGUACCGCUAUGAGAAAAAAUGUAUGAAUAGUACAUGUGAUACAAGUGUGCUACGUCGUUCUAUACCGGGUGUGGCCUGUAGGUAAUACGAGUAUGAGCAAAAAUUUAACUGUAGGCCGUACUCCUCAUACUGACCAACAUUUGUUCAGCGACUUUUAAAAAUAACUUGUGGUUGGAUUUUUAAUACACUUUAAAGUUUAUUCCAAGACGCAAUGUAUUGCGAAUUGUGUUAUGUUUAGGGCGAGACAAGCAACGUCAAUUAUAAUAAUAUGGCGUGGCGUUGGCGUCCAUUGAAGAUAGUAUUUAUUUUGUAUGAAAAAUAGGGAGUCUAAAUACUUCAUGAUUUUAAAAGUUGUUGAAUAAAAGUGUCACCGUUUGAGGAGUACAAUCUAUGUUUUAAUUAUUUGCUCAUCAUACAGGCCACACCCGGUAUAGAGCAGGCUUUCAUAAUUCAUAACACUUAAGUAUAUGACAAUUUUUUCUGCGUCGUUUCUAUUUGGGAUCUUCUGCAAAAAAAAUUAGUCUAGGUAGUUGUUUAUGUAAUCAAAAUUAGAAGGCUAAACGUUUGAACUCUACGUCCUAAAAAUAUUGUAUUGAGGUGUUUUAUUGUAAUAUAUCUUAAAAAAUAAACUACUAAAGCAUGGAUAA
This is a messenger RNA of Cydia fagiglandana, 6886 nucleotides long. RefSeq names its product chromatin complexes subunit BAP18-like. NCBI's taxonomy places the organism in Eukaryota, Metazoa, Arthropoda, Insecta, Lepidoptera, Tortricidae. Bases 135 to 632 code for a protein of 165 amino acids. The record is from RefSeq and is a predicted model, not a curated record. The transcript has 5 exons. Gene Ontology annotation, cellular component: NURF complex; MLL1 complex.